Messenger RNA from Betta splendens (Siamese fighting fish), 4994 nucleotides. RefSeq names its product disabled homolog 2-interacting protein-like. The transcript has 23 exons. Gene Ontology annotation, biological process: regulation of GTPase activity. The record is from RefSeq and is a predicted model, not a curated record. NCBI's taxonomy places the organism in Eukaryota, Metazoa, Chordata, Actinopteri, Anabantiformes, Osphronemidae. The coding region runs from base 56 to 3688 and encodes 1210 amino acids.
GACAGACAGGUAGAAUAUCCUUAAUGCAUUCCUUUGCCUAAAGGAUAUUGUGGCUAUGGAGGAUCUGGUAAAACACCUCUCCAGAUGUCAACACCUGGGCUGGAUGUAUGUGAUUGAGCUAAAGCAAGGCUUCAACCACUGGUUGUCCUGUGGUCACAAGGCGAAGCCAGACAUCUGGAACCAGAUGUUUUGCAUCCUGUCGGACUCUCAGUUACUGAUGCUGGACAACCUGCAGAUCCAUCCCCUCCUGCUGGCAGAGAGGGCGGAGGCUUGUACUGUUUGGCUGCUAAAAUACACUCUUCGUGUGACCUCAGCACCCCCUUGCCCCACCCACAAAGAUGGUGAAGACAGAGGGCGUCAACAGAGCAUGCCCAGUAACUCCACUGUAGACACGCCCACUGCCAGAAUCACGGGUUUUCUGUCCCAGAGGCUGAAACAGUCUCUUCGUCGAACCCGAUCGCAGCCCAAACUGUCUCGUCAGCACAGCAUUAAAAGUGAAUCCAUGAAUCCUGCUGAAAGCAGCAAUCAAAAUGCUCGGUGUGUGAUGCAGCGGCUGCACUGCAGUAGCCAGGAAUCUCUGCUAACCACUGGCUGUGUUUCAUCUCUGGAGCUCUGGAUGGACCAGUCUGUGAUCAUCAAACCAGUCCACUCCUCCCUCCUGGGCCAGGAUUACUGCUUCGAGGUAACUACCUCAACAGGCACCAAGUGUUUUUCAUGUCGCUCGGCAGCAGAGCGAGACAAAUGGAUGGAGAACCUGAGACGAGCCGUUCAUCCCAACAAAGACAACAGCAGGAGGAUGGAGAAUGUGCUGACUGUGUGGGUGAUCGAAGCAAAGGACCUGACCACGAAGAAAAGGUACUUCUUUGAGCUGUGUCUGGACGACAGUCUUUAUGCUCGAACAUCAUGUAAACUGAAGACUGACAACAUCUUCUGGGGAGAACGCUUCGACUUUAGCAGUCUGCCAUCUAUCAGCGCUAUCACACUGCACCUCUACAAAGACACAGACCGGAAGAGGAAAAAGGACAAGAGCAGCUACGUUGGACUGAUCAACAUUCCUGUUGCUACAGUGACUGGCAGGCAGCUAGUGGAGAAGUGGUACUCAGUGAGCACGCCCAGUACAAUCCGAGGGAAAUCUUCAGUGCCGAUGGUCCGGAUCAAAGCUCGACACCAAAGUAUUGUCAUCCUGCCCAUGGAGCAGUACAAGGAAUUUGCAGAGUACAUCAGCUCCAACUACCUGCUGCUCUGUAACACUCUGGAAGCCUCCAUCAGCCUGAGAGCUAAGGAGGAGCUGGCUGCUGCACUAGUCCACAUCCUGCACAGCACUGGCAAAGCCAAGGACUUCCUAACAGACCUGAUGAUGUCAGAAGUUGAUCGUUGCGGUGAUAAUGACCAGUUGAUCUUCAGAGAAAACACGCUGGCAACAAAAAGCAUUGAGGAAUAUCUGAAGCUGAUUGGACAGAAGUACUUGCAAGAUGCUCUUGGUGAGUUUAUUAAAGCUCUGUACGAGUCCGAUGAAAAUUGUGAGGUCGACCCAUCUCGCUGUUCAACCUCUGACCUCGCAGAGCAUCAGGCUAACCUGAGGAUGUGCUGUGAACUUGCUUUCUGCAAGAUCUUGGACUCGUAUAGGGUGUUUCCCCGGGAACUGAAGGAGGUGUUUGCAUCAUGGCGGCAGGAGUGUGGUAGCCGGGGGCGGCCCGACAUCAGUGAGAGACUGAUCAGCGCAUCAUUGUUCCUGCGCUUCCUGUGUCCAGCUGUGAUGUCACCGUCGCUGUUUGAAUUGAUGCAGGAGUAUCCAGACGAGCGUACAGCAAGAACCUUGACCCUGAUUGCCAAGGUGAUCCAGAACUUGGCCAACUUCAGCAAGUUUGGCACCAAGGAGGAAUACAUGCUGUUUAUGAACGACUUUGUAGAACGACAAUGGAGCAGCAUGCAGCGCUUCCUGCAGGAGAUUUCAAACCCAGAUGGGCUGAACCACACUGCUGGCUUCGAUGGGUAUAUUGACCUUGGGAGAGAGCUGUCUUGCCUGCACACACUACUUACUGAGCUGGAUCAGUCCUGCCUGGCGAAGCUUGGCCCUCUUCCUCGGGUUCUCAGAGAUGUUUCGGCAGCUCUGGUUAACCCAGGGGGCCUGGGUAAUCCUGGGUCUUUCUCCUCUCCAGAGCCACAGCGGGUGGUGGCUCCACCUCCUCUGUCCCCACCCCCUCUGUCUCCACCACUGUCUCCUCCCUGUAAUCCCUCCAUUGGCCUGCAGGGUGGCAUUGGGCUGGACGGGAGUGUAGUGGACUUUACCAGACUUCCAUCUCCAACGCCUGAAAACAAAGAUUUAUUUUUUGUCACUAAAGGAUCCAGUUUGCAGCCCACAUCAGGCCUACAGGGUUCUCCUGCUCCAAGCUCUUCCUACUCAGAACCCAAUGAGACUGAGGCAGCCUUUGAAAUGAAUAAUGGGUGCCGGAGGGAUGGGAUGGAGCUGACCAAUGAGAGUCGCAGCCUGUCUCUGGUUGACCUACAGGACUCCUCUCCUACUGAUGGCCUUGACGACAGCAAAUGGCAACGUAGGACAGGGCUACUCCCCCUGUCUUUCCAGAACCCUGUGUAUCACAUGACCACCACAUCUCCUCGGCAGCCACAGCAACAGCAGGAUGCCACACCAUCAGAUGGGUCAGCAGGGUCGCAAGGAAAUGUCGACACCAUGGCAACCAAGCCAGCAUUUCUCACCCAGAUGUCUGUCGGGCUCGGAGGUGGGGAGAGGGGGGAGAGGAUGUCAGCCAUGUCAAGCAGCAGCAGUGGAGAGGAGUACUCCAGACGAGCUCUGUCCCUCACUGAGACUCUCACAGGUACCUCGGGGGCCCCUCGUCAGAAUUCCUCAGGUCCUCAAAGACGCAUUGAUCAGCCCCCUCCCCCGAACUCUGCUCCCCCGGGACCUGCCCGAGGCCGGACUCCCCCCAGUAUGCUCAGUGGCAGCGGUGGGGGUUCUGUCUAUCCUCCUCGUCCAGCCUCUGGUAGCAUAAUGUCUUCAAGUCCUGACUGGCCAAGCAGUGGGCAAUCACGACUCCGACAGACAUCAUCGUCAUCUAAAGGGGACAGCCCUGAGAAACAGCGCCCGGCUGCCAAGGCACCGUCUCCCUGUGCACUGGAUCGAACCGCGGCCUGGCUACUCAACAUGAACUCUGCCUCCUCUUAUGGCGAGACAGAGGAAGAUCGUCAUGAUGAUGCCCUCAUCGAGAAGUACCAGCAGGAGAUUGCAUUACUGCAGGAGAAGUUACGAGUUGCUGCAUUACGUCAGGAGGAAUGCGAAACCCGCCUGAUGGUUCAGGAUCAACAGAACCAACGCAUGUUGCAGGAGUACCAGACUCGCUUGGAGGACACAGAGAGCAGACUGAGGAGACUGCAGGAUGACAAAGACCUCCAGAUGAACAGCAUCAUCAGCAGGUUGAUGGCAGUGGAGGAGGAGCUGAAGAAGGACCACUCUGACAUGCAGGCAGUGGUUGACUCCAAACAGAAGAUCAUAGAGGCACAGGAAAAGAGAAUAGCAAGUCUUGACGCCGCCAACACUCGUCUAAUGGCAGCUCUGACUCAGUUGAAGGAGCGAUAUGCUGUGACAUCACAGAGGAAUGGCCUGUCUCCUAGCAACACAUCAUCGCUGCAGAUCACUGAAAAUGGGGAGUUUCGUAACUCUGGCAACUGCUGAGCAACAUGCAGCUGAGCUGUGAUUGGCUGUGACUGCAGGGAGAGGGAGUAGCUUAUCUGCAUGACAUAUGGGGUGGUCUGAGGCAGACCUAAUUGAAGUCGCUAUAUUUGAUUUAUUUAUUUUUUAUCCAAGCAGCUAGUGCUAUUGUAUUUAUCACCUGCACUCAUGAACAAAUGGAAUGUGACUUCAUCCCUGAUGCUAGGUUACCCCACACAAUCUGUUUUGUUUUGCAUGUUUCCUCUUACAGUUUGACAUCAUAUCCUGUUUCUCAAUUGCACUUCAUUGUCAGUCCUGGAAAAUCAGUCUAAGACUUCAUCUUUAACUGUGACUGACUCUGACUGUAUACAUCGCUGACUGAACUAGAACUAGAACUAGAACACACCCAUUUAAUGAUCACCUCUCAUCAUCUCUGUGUGUGGCUCUGGUCACAUUGGGUAAUUUCAACCAUGUGGUUACUUGUUUUGAUCAAAAGUUCCAAGUAUUAUUAAAGUGAGGGGACCAUAUUAGACGGCAGGAGCACAGAGCUGUUAUCGUUUUAAUAAGAAUAAGAAUGCCUUUAUUAGUCCCACAGCGGGGAAAACUGAGAAAAACCAUACAUACCAUACAAACACACAUCCAUAACAGAGCACACAUCUGCAAACAGAGCAAAUGUUAAGUUAACAGACUCUUAGACUCUUUAGAUUGUGAUUUAAAGCAGCAAUCCAACACUACUGUGUCCAUUAUGCUAAUGUGUGUGUGCAGAGACAGGUCCUGCUUAGCCUAGUUUAACACAACAACUGGAAGCUUUCAGAACAAAGGUUGGGUUGUAAAGUGGGCUUCCGUAGAGUUCAGUUCUGGUUUAUCAGGGGUUCAGAGGCCGUGUUGGGACAUUAGUUUGUAUUGUUUGAAACAAUUCUAAUUUUAAUAUUAACAUUAAAUUUAUUGUAGAACAGUUAAAAAAAAUCUUUAAAUUGUGAUAGUUUGUGAACAUACACUCGUCUGCCUCUGUACAGUCUAGACUCUACUGAACUUCUCUCUGCUGUUCACAGUCUCUGUUCUUCUGUAUUUAUGAGAAACCUUUCAUUCCUGUUCUUGUUAUUUAUGAACAUGAGUAUUUAUAGAGAGAUGCUCCAAUAAACUAUAACAUCUAUCUGUUCCAUGGCAAUGAGUGGCAGUUUAUUUUAUAGCAAAUGUUGUGGAUGUAGUGAAUAAUACCUGGAAUCCCCUCUGUUGUGUAGACAGAAAGGUGUUAAUUAAAAAGACUGUUGAUAUAAUGUUUUCCAUUUUUUAUCAACUAAUAAAAACUAAACAAUGUGAAGUAAUUCAA